CCGUCGAGCAGCCCUGACGCUCCUCCCGCUCGCCUCGCCUCUCCCUCCCCGUCGCCUGCCGAAGGGCCUGCUUUGCCAGCACCCUCGCCGAAUCCACCAUGGGCAACACGUCAGCCAAGCUCAGCGACCCAGCCAAGAUUGUCGAUGGAGGGGAGCUGGUGCCCCAUGGCAUCUACUCAACGGCGCCCCAAGACUAUGACAUCAAGGUGGUGCAGAGCCUGAUCCAAGCCAGACGGCUCUCUCCUUUCUACAAGGGCCUCGAGGAUCUAUCCGAUUCACAGUUUCACCUCCAUUUCAGUCGCCACUCGGUCCCCAUGCGGCGGGAGGAAAACUCAUCGGCCGGCCGCCACGGCUCCAGCUCGUUGCUGGCCCAGCGUGUGCAAAAGUCGGCUUCUCUGCAGAACCUCAAGAUGUCGGCAACGGCGUCGCACACAAAGUCGAGUCCGUCAGCCGAUGCCGCCUCACAGGCCGAGCAUAUCAUGAAAGAAAUCUACAAGGACGCCUUUGAAUGUCCAAUAUGCUUUCUGUACUAUCCGCGCAACAUGAACUUUACCCGCUGCUGCGACCAGCCCAUCUGCACCGAGUGCUUUGUUCAAAUCCAACGACCCGAGACGACGUGGGAGCCGGCGUCGUGCCCUUACUGCGUGAUGGCCCCCUUCGGAGUCGUCUACGACCCGCCCGGCUCCCCUGGAUUCAACACCCGCUACGGCAUCACAGUCGCAACGCCACACAGCAGCAGGAGUGCUGGCGGAAACGAGAUUCAUGAGGCAGCCUCGCAUGACUCGCUGACGCCUCCGUCGACGCCCAAACGACGGCCCAGUACCAGCCAUCUGUCCAAGGGCGUUGUCACAUCAGACGACAUCCGACCGAAUUGGAGAGAAAAGCAGCAGCAGCAAGCGAUGGAGCGAAUAGCCCGCGAGCGGAGAAUGCGGUCGGCAAUGCACUCACAGCGGCUACUCCAGCUUCAAGACCAGCUUCUUGCCAACCCCGAAUCCAUCAACACGAUCGCAACAACUUGGUCCCAGUCGAUGGAAGAGGCCCGGGCAAGCCAGCGAGGCCAGCGCGAGCACCGCAGUCCGCGGUUUGAUGUGAUGCGAGCCAUUGGCGCCGAUCUGGAUGAUCUCAUGCUUAUGGAGGCCAUCCGGCGCAGCAUCCAAGACCAACAAAGGGCCGAGGAUGAACAGCAACAGGCGCUGGCGCAGAUCGAGGGCGAGUCCUCGGCCCCCACAGACGGUACAGCGGCCGAUCCCGCAGCCGCUGGCCCUUCGGCAGGUCCUUCUUCAGCAGGCCCUUCAGCCGAAGACACCGCGAAUUUCGGCGCCGCUGUUGCAGACCCACCCCAGUCAGCCAGCCUAGUACCGGCACAUGGGAGCGGGCGAGCGGACGAGGAUCAGGAGCCGCCAGCUCUUGUCGGUGCGGGUUCUGGGCCCGCCAUCGAGGUUUCGACACUGGCAGAGCCCGCUAUCGAGGCCAAGCCUGAGCAUCCGCCGCCCGUGGAAGAGCCGAGCCAUGGUGAAGAUGCCGUUGUUCCCGUCGUCGAAUCUGCCAACCUGUGAAAGGAACAGGCCCGCUGGCAGCUAUGCCGAGCUCUGCUGUUUGGCCCUGUUCUGCCUGCUCUGACUCGAUCACGGCAUAGGACAGCAAAAAAUGGUACCUCGCCGGCGGCAGCGAGAAGUACCUCCCCAGCGACGGCGGGCAGAUGCAGCCAGGUCCGUUCAGCAUGGCAUUCCCCCCUCCCACCCUCCAGCCGAUAUCCGGCGGGUGUCUGUAUGUUUCCAACUUGUCUCUGCGUUGUUUCUGACAGCGGCUCAUGAGCCGUGAAUAUACACACAUGAUCCAUUCG
Molecule: messenger RNA, 1843 nt
Organism: Polychytrium aggregatum
Lineage: Eukaryota; Fungi; Chytridiomycota; Chytridiomycetes; Polychytriales
Exons: 6
Coding region: 99-1556 (485 amino acids)
Cellular component (GO): cytoplasm
Source: RefSeq, a predicted model, not a curated record